Scophthalmus maximus (turbot) is the source of this 5071-nucleotide messenger RNA. RefSeq names its product apoptosis-stimulating of p53 protein 2-like. The transcript has 20 exons. Gene Ontology annotation, biological process: regulation of apoptotic process. Gene Ontology annotation, molecular function: p53 binding. Lineage: Eukaryota; Metazoa; Chordata; Actinopteri; Pleuronectiformes; Scophthalmidae. The coding region runs from base 667 to 3990 and encodes 1107 amino acids. The record is from RefSeq and is a predicted model, not a curated record. Gene Ontology annotation, cellular component: nucleus.
AUGCAUAAGUAACUCAUACAACCCCACUUCAAAAUCACUGAACUGUCCCUUUAAUGUUCUCCACAGCCUGGACUGGAGUCGAGGCGAAGAUUGAUGGAUAACCUAGAUAAGUCACUAUCUCUUUAAAUGCACUGGUAUCAGAUUAGUACUCAGUAUCGUCCGAUACUCAAAGUCCAGGUAUUGGAAUCGGUAUCGGGACGAGAAAAAUGAUUUCGGAACAACUCUAGUCAUGGUCCUGUCGGAAGUUGUCCUGGCUCGUGACGUCUCGCAGACACGCUCCAUCAGUCUCUGAUCCCGGAGCUGAGAGGACCAGAGCCUGGUGGAGAGCAGCUCCGCCCGCUGCACCGCGACCACGGAUCAUCUCCAUCCUCUGAUCAUCUGAUCAUCUCCAUCAUCUCCAUCAUCUGAUCAUCUCCAUCAUCUCCAUCAUCUGAUCAUCUCCAUCAUCUGAUCAUCUCCAUCAUCUGAUCCUCUGAUCAUCUCCAUCAUCUGAUCAUCUGAUCAUCUCCAUCAUCUCCAUCAUCUGAUCAUCUCCAUCAUCUGAUCAUCUGAUCAUCUGGUCAUUAUUAAAACGCUUCCGGUUCCCGGUCUGCGGGAUGGACCGGUAGAACGGCCUGCUGGUUCCCCGCAACAGGUCGAGCAGGAGCCGACACAUCCGCCGCGUGGAUGCGACACGGCGGACGAACUGUCGACAUGAUGCCGAUGUUCCUCACCGUGUACCUCAGCAACAACGACCAGCACGUCAGCGAGGUUCCUGUCACGCCGGAGACGCUGUGCAGGGACGUGGUGGAGCUGUGCAAGGAGCCCGGCGAGGCCGAGUGCUACCUGGCUGAGAUGUGGAGGGACUCAGAGCGUGUGGUUGGGGAAGCGGAGCGGAUGAUGGAGGUGUUGCAGCGGUGGGGGCAGCAGAGGGGGGAGGUCCGUUACCUGCUGCACCAUCAGAGAGCUCCGGGCCGGGAGGCAGGAGGAUCCCGAGAUGCAGAUCCGAUGAUGAAGAAGAACCAGGGGAAAUCUGAGAGACGUCUGGAGAACGGGGUCUGUUGUCUGGACGUGACACUGAGUGACCUGCAGGAUCUGGCCACUCGACAGCAGCAGCAGAUCAGCGUCCAGCAGCAGCUUCUGGCCUCCAGGGAGCAGCGGCUGCGACACCUGAAGCUGCAGGACCAGCGGCAGCAGCAGCAGGAUGCGUCAGAGCAGGAGCGACUGCGGCAGCUCAGAGAGAACGCUCACAACCAGGAGGCCAAACUGCGGCGGGUCCGGGCCCUCAGGGGCCAGGUGGAGCAGAAGCGCCUCAGCAACAGUAAACUGGGUCAGUGUGACGGAGUGGAGGAGAUCGAGCAGAUGACCGGCCUGUUCCAGCAGAAGCAGAGGGAGCUGCUGGCGGCGGUGGCGAGGGUGGAGGAGCUGAGCGACCAGCUGGAGGAGCUGCGGAGCAACAGGACGGAGCCUCCUCCUCCACCUCCUCCUCCUCACCACCACCACAAGACCCCGCCCUCCACCGCAGAGCUGGAGCGACUCUGGAAAGAGCUGCAGCUGAGGAACAAGCUGAACCAGGACCAGGGCGCCAGGCUGCAGCAGCAGAGAGACGGUCUGAACAAGAGGAACCUGGAGGUGGCGGCGAUGGACCGGCGGCUGGCUGAGCUCCGGCAGCGGCUCUGGAAGAAGAAGGCCGCCCUGCAGCAGAAGGAGAACCUGCCGGUGGCCUCGGAUGGCGGCGCCCCUCAGCUUGGCGUGGGCUCCAGGGUGGCGGCGGUGGGGCCGUACAUUCAGUUGUCCUCCGUGACGAGACCUCAGGAGCCUCCUAUGAAGGCGGCGUACCCAGACGGCACGGCCACUCUGCCGAUGCCCGACUCGUCCCUGAAGCCGCCACCCCGACCCGUCAAACCGGCCUCAGGUUUCAUCUCCUCAAAGAUAAACAAACUCUCCGACUGGAACUCUGGAGCACUUCCUGAAUCCAGAGGAGGUCACGGCCACGCCUCCACCCUGCCUCGCAUGUCCAGCCUCAGCCGCCGCUACUCAGGUGGUGAGACCCUCACAGACCAGACGGGCCCUCCAGUGUCCGACAUCCUGCCUCCUGUCCCGUCACGGACCAGUCACACCUCUGAAAACCUGCUCAGGGACAAUCAGGCCUCUGGUAAAGGUCUGUCCAAGACGGCGGCGCCACCUCCAGUUCCCAGUAAGCCCAAACCGUAUUCCUCGUCCGGCCCACCAACCUUCUCCAAGUCCACUUACAGCACCGGGACCUUCCCUGGUAAGGCCCGGCCGGUCGGGGGCCACCUCCGGGCUCUGGGCGUCCUCUCUAGCCACUGCAACACGCUCCCCCUGCCCAACAAGCAGGAGACCCCUCCGGCCGCCACCGUCCGCCCGUACACCCCUGACCUCUCGGAAGGCCCCCUUCCGGUGCUGCAGAAGCCCCAGACUGUGGCGGCUUCAUCCAUCUACUCCAUGUACACCCAGCAGGCCACGCUGGGGAAGGGCUACCAGCCAGGGGGCCAGGGCACGCUACCCCGCACUCAGCCCCGAGUGUACGGGAAACCGGUCCUCCCAGCCAGCGGGGGGCAGCAGCAGUCUGUCGCCUCAGACAUCACUGCCCUGAAUUCUGGGUCCAAUGUGUCCAACGAGGCUGACAACAGUUGCCUGGGUAACGGCGAAGGUGUCAGUGGAGAGACGGCAGAGCGUGCCACGCCUCGACCGCUCAGCCCCACCAAGCUCCUCCCCUUCCUGUCCAACCCUCACAGGAACCCCAGCGACGCCGACCUGGAGGCCCUGCGCCGCCGGCUGCACCACGCCCCCCGGCCCCUGAAGAAGCGAAGCUCCAUCACAGAGCCCGAGGGCCCGGCUGGACCCAACAUCCAGAAGCUGCUCUACCAGAAGACCACUCUAGCUGCCAUGGAAACCAUCCCCAUGGAGACAGUCGGUCCAGGAGGGACCUACAUUCAGCCCGGAGUUCACGAGGACAGGAUGGGCGGCAUGGAUGUAACAUCCAGGGUCGACGACGACACGGGAGCUGGCUACAUCCAGCUGUUCGCCGAGAGCCCAGAGGACUCUCUGACUCCGCCCCCCCUGCUGCCGCGCUCACCCAUCUCUGACCCCGCCUCCUGCCGCUCCCUGUGCCCCCCUCUGGAGGACAAGGAGGAGGAGGAGGAAGGGGGUUGUCCGGCCUUAGUCCAUCACUUUCUAGAGGAGUUCCCUCCUUACCCGCCCCCACCGUACCCCAGCUGUGAGGAGGCGGAGCAGGGAGACGACGCUCUUCAGCCGCCGGAGGUGACGGGGCAGGUCACAGCGCCGCCGGGUAAGAGGUCGAUCCUCCGCAAAGUCAACUCGGAGCGGAUCAACCACGGCCUGCGGGUCAAGUUCAACCCUCUGGCCCUCCUGCUGGACUCUUCUCUGGAGGGCGAGUACGACCUUGUGCAGAGGGUCAUCUAUGACAUCUCAGCAAUGGAGGUGGUGGACGACCCCAGCAUGCCGAACGACGAGGGCAUCACUGCGCUGCACAACGCUGUCUGCGCCGGCCACACGGAGAUCGUCAAGUUUCUGGUUCAGUUUGGCGUCAACGUCAACGCUGCCGACAGUGACGGCUGGACUCCGCUUCACUGCGCCGCCUCUUGUAACAACGUUCAGGUCUGUAAGUUCCUGGUGGAGUCGGGGGCGGCCGUGUUCGCCACCACCUACAGUGACUUGCAAACCGCUGCCGACAAAUGUGAAGAAAUGGAGGAGGGCUACGCACAGUGCUCCCAAUUCCUCUACGGAGUUCAGGAGAAGAUGGGCGUGAUGAACCGCGGCGUGGUGUACGCCCUGUGGGACUACGAGCCUCAGGGCGGCGACGAGCUCGGCUUCGGCGAGGGCGACUGCAUGACGGUGCUGAGGCGGGAGGAUGAGGUGGAGACGGACUGGUGGUGGGCGCGAUGUGGCGACCACGAGGGCUACAUCCCCCGCAACCUGCUGGGGCUCUAUCUGAGGAUCAAGCCGCGGCAGCGGAGCCUGGCGUGACCCGCCGACCACGGACGAGUCCGUCAGGACACGUGAACCUCCGGACUCGUUCAGCGAAAAACUGUCCAAGGUCGUCGUUUAAAACCAGACAAUGUUUUUCAGCCUCAGUUCAAAGAAGAACCGUCGUUCAUCUUCCUCCUGCGAUCACAUGAACCGAUCCACAACAUGUGGAAUUCCUUUGGUUUCAUUUUGUAAUAUUUUCUUAGUUUUUCUUGUUUCAUUGAUCAAGGCCGGAAUUGAAUCUAUGUAUUUGAACCACGAGGCCACAAACUUUCUUUUCAUGUUUUUAGUGUUUAAAGGUUCAAUCCCUUGUUUCUUCUUUUCACAGUUAUUCACUAGUGUAUCUCCCAGAAUGUGACGACAUGAUGAAAUUAUUACAAAACAAGUUUAAGGCUGUUUUGACCAAAUAUGGAGUUCCUCUAGUGUCGGAGCCUCAGACGUCAAGACCAUAUUAUUUUUGGAGCCUGACCGAUAAAUCUGUUGGUCGAUAAAAUGUCAUUAUUUCAGGAUCAGCAAUUAUAUUUAACCCUUUAAUUUAACACAAUAAACAAGAUGUUUAAACUUUACAUUAAAAAACGUUUUAUUUUCUUAAUUGAAGCUCAAUAUAUUUGUGUUUCCUUUUUAUUUAUUAUAAAGUUUAUGAUUAACUGUAAAAUAUCAAGACACAGUUACAUUUAUUUGUCACAAGGGUUUGAUAACGACAUCUUAUGAAUUUUUGUUUAUUAAAGUUGUAUUGGUUUAUAUAUUUUUUUAUUCCCUAAUCGGUGUCAGCAUCAGCCCCAAACAUCCACAUCGGUCGGGCUCUAAAUAUUUUAGUACAUAACUCUCUGUGAACAGGCCUCUGUACUUCUGCUUCUUCUUCUUAUCUUUAUUUAACAUCAGAGUUUGUAAAGUUGCUUUUGUUUGAUUUAUCGAGCAAUUCUUUAAAACCGGCAUUAGCUGAUAUGUUGCAUAGUGAAAAUAUAAAUUCAUAUUUCCAUAUUGACGUGUCCUUUUUACAAAACCUUGAAAUACUGUUAUUCAUUACUUUACAUCUUUACUGGUAUAUUUUCAAAAUAAAGGUUUCAUCAGCUUAAACCAA